AACUAUUAUUUUUCAGAUCCGGAAAAAUAGGAAUAUCAACAGUGAUAAUUCUGAUUUGGAGUUAAAUCAUUAAAAUUAUUCAAAUGAACAAUCCAAUCAGUAGUCGGAGAACGGACGUGGGAAAGAGAAAGUUAUACCCAUGCGAUUUCUGCGACAAAUCCUUCUAUCAAAGAGGUGAUUUGACAAAGCACCAGUGGACGCAUAUAGGCAAGAAACCGUAUCCGUGUGACGUGUGCGACAAAUCAUUCAACGAUAACAGCCAUCUAACAAUACACCGGAGGACGCACACAGGUGAGAAACCGUAUCCAUGUGACGUGUGCGACAAAUCGUUCAGCGAUAACAGCCGUCUAAAAGUACACCGGAGGACGCACACAGGUGAGAAACCGUAUCCGUGUGACGUGUGUGACAAAUCAUUCAUCGAUAACAGCUGUCUAACGGAGCACCGGAGGACGCACACAGGUGAGAAACCGUAUCCGUGUGACGUGUGCGACAAAUCGUUCAGUGUAAGCAGUAGUUUAACAACGCACUACCGGAAGCACACAGGUGAAAAACCGUACUCUUGUGACGUGUGUGACAAAUCGUUCAGUGAAAGCGGUAGUUUAACAAAGCAUUAUCGGAUGCAUACAGGUGAGAAACCGUACCCCUGUGAUGUGUGUGAUAAAUCGUUCAGUGAAAGGAAUAGCUUAAUAAAGCAUCAUCGGAUGCAUACAGGUGAGAAACCGUUUCCAUGUGACGUGUGCGACAAAUCAUUCAACAAUAACAGCCAUCUAACAGUACACCGGAGGACGCACACAGGUGAGAAACCGUAUCCGUGUGACGUGUGUGACAAAUCAUUCACCGAUAACAGCCGUCUAACGGAGCACCGGAGGACGCACACAGGUGAGAAGCCGUACCCCUGUGAUGUGUGCGACAAAUCGUUCAGCGUAAGCAGUAGUUUAAAAAAGCAUCAUUGGACGCACACAGGUGAGAAGCCGUACCCCUGUGAUGUGUGCGACAAAUCGUUCAGCGUAAGCAGUAGUUUAACAAAGCAUCAUCGGACGCACACAGGUGAGAAGCCGUACCCCUGUGAUGUGUGCGACAAAUCGUUCAGCGUAAGCAGUAGUUUAACAAAGCAUCAUCGGACGCACACAGGUGAGAAGCCGUACCCCUGUGAUGUGUGCGACAAAUCGUUCAGUGUAAGCAGUAGUUUAACGAAGCAUCGUCGGAUACAUACAGGCGAAAAACCGUACACAUGUGAUAUGUGUGACAAGUCAUUCAGUCAAAUUUUUAUUUUAACAAAGCACCAGCGGACGCAUACCGACCAGAUUUUAUAGAUACGUAAUCUAAGGACUGAAUGCGUAGAUGAUGUUGGGUCAUCGUAUUCAGUUAUCGUUUGUUUAUUUUGUAUUAGUAGAUUCUCAAUAAUAAAUUGUCUUUUUAAUG
This is a messenger RNA of Acyrthosiphon pisum (pea aphid), 1422 nucleotides long. RefSeq names its product zinc finger protein 271-like. Gene Ontology annotation, cellular component: PcG protein complex; chromatin; transcription regulator complex. The record is from RefSeq and is a predicted model, not a curated record. The transcript has a single exon. The coding region runs from base 84 to 1313 and encodes 409 amino acids. Gene Ontology annotation, molecular function: RNA polymerase II cis-regulatory region sequence-specific DNA binding; DNA-binding transcription factor activity, RNA polymerase II-specific. NCBI's taxonomy places the organism in Eukaryota, Metazoa, Arthropoda, Insecta, Hemiptera, Aphididae. Gene Ontology annotation, biological process: regulation of transcription by RNA polymerase II.